UGAACGCAAAACGUCAUAUCAUCGGUGACCUGAGUCUGAUGCCCCUUCCUUCCUUUACCUUCGCCCGAUAGAUCUUCUCUGCGAGCUUCAUAAAUACCGCGUCCAAGCCUGCCAUGGUCUCCCACAACCAUGAUGCCCUCGACGUCUGCCUUCACUUUCCCCCCAGAAAUCAUCGACAUGAUCACCGACCACCUGCACGCGUCUCCCCGUACACUGCUCUCCCUCAGCCUCCAUCCGUCUUUCCUACCUUCAGCACGAUAUCACCUUUUCUCCUCCCUCGCGGUCCCCCUCCAUACACGCGGCCUUUUUGGUCUCCUCUCUCUUCUUGAUUCGCCCCACGGCACCAUUAAACCAUAUAUACAACGUCUCCUCUUCACCGACCUCACAAAGAUGGUAGCAACCCAUGGUUUGGGUGAUGUCAUUCGUGCUAUUCGCAAUCUCCCCAGACUUCCAAAGGUAAAAGCUGUCAAGCUCGCUAACACAGAUUUUGAAAAAGUCCCUGGAGAGGUGCUAGGUCUGCUCAUGUACCACCUUCGGCACUUUGCCUUGACCUUCCUGGCCGUUGAGAGGCUACACUUUUCGCGCUUCAGCGAGGUGGCGGGACUCUUUAAUGUGUUCAGUGGGUCAGCAGGCGUGGAAGCCAGACAAGUGAGCUGGACAUAUGGUGCAGGAGGGUAUGCGCCACAACCACCGCCGAACGUGGAGUGGGAGAUUGCCGAUAUUUCCGGCGGGGAUAUGCUGCAGUGGCUCGCAGACUCUGGUGCUACCGUGCGCCGUCUGGAGGGGGAGGCAGGAGUCAUCAGGGAUCUGAUCAGAAGUGUGGGGCCUUCGAUUAGGCAACUCCAAGUCAGCCUUUCCGACCAUUCACUCAUUGACGUCUCCCCCUGCACGUUUCUUCGCUCUCUUCAUCUCCAUUUACCACCUACGCCAUCAGAUGGUCAUUUGAUCACGGACAUACUCACCACGGUACAGUCUAGACAUCUGCAAGAACUAGUAGUUAUCGGGAUUUCCCUUCCCAUCGUCAUGGACUGGGACGAGCUCGACCAGGUCCUUGCAUAUCAUCGAUCAUUGCGGAGAAUAUGCUUUGUGCUUUCGCGGGGCAUGGCACAGCUGGAGAUGGGGAAACAUAUUACGGACGUUCUUCCGACAUGUCGGAAUAUUAUCCAAAUAGUACCAAGUAAAAUGAGGACCUAGUAAGCCCAACUGUCCGCAUCGCAUGGAUUGCGUUUCCGUGUACAUUAGCGAGUUUGAAAUCGCCGCUGUUAUAUACGCGUUACGUGCUAGGAGGGCCUUGACUCUGGUGGACCUGUCCUUUCGGACCCAGUGGGGUUGCGGUUCUCCAUUAUACUCUGACUACAGUUCUCGAGCGCGUGGGUGGAA
Messenger RNA from Guyanagaster necrorhizus, 1380 nucleotides. RefSeq lists its product as uncharacterized. The transcript is spliced from 3 exons. The record is from RefSeq and is a predicted model, not a curated record. NCBI's taxonomy places the organism in Eukaryota, Fungi, Basidiomycota, Agaricomycetes, Agaricales, Physalacriaceae. Bases 130 to 1194 code for a protein of 354 amino acids.